UAAGGAGAAUGGGAAUGUUUUAUGUUUAAUGUAUUUUUUAUUUUUUUGUUUCACAACAUAACGAUGUAUUUUGUAUUUCAGAUGAAUUUACACCUGAUUAUUUGGAUUGGACUGAUCAGUUCAGUUUGCUGUGUGUUUGGCCAAGCAGAUGAAAAUAGAUGUUUAAAAGCAAAUGCCAAAUCAUGUGGAGAAUGUAUACAGGCAGGGCCAAAUUGUGGAUGGUGUACAAAUUCAACAUUUUUACAAGAAGGAAUGCCUACUUCUGCCCGAUGUGAUGAUUUAGAAGCCUUAAAAAAGAAGGGUUGUCAUCCAGAUGACAUAGAAAAUCCCAGAGGCUCCAAAGAUAUAAAGAAAAACAAAAAUGUAACCAACCGUAGCAAAGGGACGGCAGAGAAGCUCCAGCCAGAAGACAUCACCCAGAUCCAGCCGCAGCAAUUGGUACUGCAGUUACGAUCAGGAGAGCCACAGACAUUUACAUUAAAAUUCAAGAGAGCAGAAGACUAUCCUAUUGAUCUCUACUACCUUAUGGAUCUCUCUUACUCGAUGAAAGAUGACUUGGAGAAUGUAAAAAGUCUGGGAACAGAUCUGAUGAAUGAAAUGAGGAGGAUUACCUCAGACUUCCGAAUUGGGUUUGGCUCAUUUGUGGAGAAAACUGUGAUGCCGUACAUUAGUACGACCCCGGCUAAGCUCAGGAACCCCUGCACAAGUGAACAGAACUGCACCAGCCCAUUUAGCUACAAAAAUGUGCUCAGUCUAACUGAUAAAGGGGAAGUUUUUAAUGAACUUGUUGGUAAACAGCGUAUAUCUGGAAAUUUGGAUUCUCCAGAAGGCGGUUUUGAUGCAAUCAUGCAAGUUGCGGUUUGUGGAUCAUUGAUUGGCUGGAGGAAUGUCACACGGCUGCUGGUGUUUUCCACGGAUGCUGGGUUUCACUUCGCUGGAGAUGGGAAACUUGGUGGCAUUGUUUUGCCAAAUGAUGGACAGUGUCACCUGGAAAAUGACGUGUACACAAUGAGCCAUUAUUACGAUUAUCCUUCUAUUGCUCACCUUGUCCAGAAACUAAGUGAAAAUAACAUUCAGACGAUUUUUGCAGUGACUGAAGAAUUUCAGCCUGUUUACAAGGAACUGAAAAAUUUAAUCCCUAAGUCAGCAGUAGGAACAUUAUCAGCAAAUUCCAGCAAUGUUAUUCAGUUGAUCAUUGAUGCAUACAAUUCCCUUUCCUCAGAAGUCAUUUUGGAAAACAGCAAAUUGCCAGAAGGAGUAACAAUAAACUACAAAUCUUACUGCAAGAAUGGAGUGAACGGAACUGGAGAAAAUGGGAGAAAAUGCUCCAAUAUUUCCAUUGGAGAUGAGGUUCAGUUUGAAAUUAGCAUAACUUCAAACAAAUGUCCGAAUAAGAAUUCUGAAACCAUUAAAAUUAAGCCUUUGGGCUUCACUGAAGAGGUAGAGAUCAUUCUUCAGUUCAUCUGUGAGUGUGAGUGCCAAAGCGAAGGCAUCCCCAGCAGUCCGAGGUGCCACGAGGGAAACGGGACCUUCGAGUGUGGAGCUUGCAGGUGCAACGAGGGACGUGUUGGUAGACAUUGUGAAUGUAGCACAGAUGAAGUUAGCAGUGAAGAUAUGGAUGCUUACUGCAGGAAGGAAAACAGUUCAGAAAUCUGCAGUAACAAUGGGGAAUGUGUCUGCGGACAGUGUGUUUGCAGGAAAAGGGAUAAUACAAAUGAAAUUUAUUCUGGCAAAUUCUGCGAGUGUGAUAAUUUCAAUUGCGAUAGAUCCAAUGGCUUGAUUUGUGGAGGAAAUGGUGUUUGCAAGUGCCGUGUGUGUGAGUGCAACCCCAACUACACUGGCAGUGCUUGUGACUGCUCUUUGGAUACGACCUCAUGCCUGGCCAUCAACGGGCAAAUCUGCAAUGGCCGCGGCAUCUGUGAGUGUGGUGCCUGCAAGUGUACAGACCCAAAGUUUCAGGGGCCAACCUGUGAGAUGUGUCAGACCUGCCUUGGCGUCUGUGCAGAGCAUAAAGAAUGUGUUCAGUGCAGAGCCUUCAAUAAAGGAGAAAAGAAAGACACAUGUGCACAGGAAUGCUCACAUUUCAACAUUACAAAGGUUGAAAAUCGGGACAAAUUACCCCAGCCAGGCCAGGUUGAUCCUCUGUCCCAUUGUAAGGAGAAGGAUGUUGAUGAUUGCUGGUUUUAUUUCACAUAUUCCGUGAAUGGGAACAAUGAGGCCAUUGUUCACGUUGUGGAGACACCAGAAUGCCCCACUGGUCCAGACAUCAUUCCAAUUGUAGCUGGUGUGGUUGCUGGAAUUGUUCUUAUUGGCCUUGCAUUGCUGCUCAUUUGGAAGCUUUUAAUGAUAAUUCAUGACAGAAGGGAAUUUGCCAAAUUUGAAAAGGAAAAGAUGAAUGCCAAAUGGGACACGCAAGAAAAUCCGAUUUACAGGAGUCCUAUUAAUAAUUUCAAGAAUCCAAACUAUGGACGUAAAGCUGGUCUCUAAGUUGCCGUUCGUAUUUUCUUUCAUUUUCUGUCUUUGCAUGUGAACUUUUACCCUUUU
Manis javanica (Malayan pangolin) is the source of this 2544-nucleotide messenger RNA. The record is from RefSeq and is a predicted model, not a curated record. NCBI's taxonomy places the organism in Eukaryota, Metazoa, Chordata, Mammalia, Pholidota, Manidae.